AACUAAGUUUAUUUGUAGAAAUCAUGAAUAUUCCUGUACAUAACAAUUAUCACCAAAAAAUCUUUUUCUUCACCCAUUUUGAAAAAAAAAAAUAUUUAAUGUUAAUCAAUAUUGAAAAAUCACCAUAAUUGGAUUUGGAUUAGAAGAAUAAACUAUAGCCAACGACCAUGUCAUUAACAUCAAAGGAAGCAUUUAGUAAACUUCCUCAGAAAUUACACAACUUCUUUAUAAAGUUUCCUCCAAGACCAUAUGCUGAAUACUCAGUCAAACCAUCAGUUAUAACUGAUCCUCAUUUAAAUCCAUUUUUACCAAAUAAGAAUCCUGAAUCAGGGAAAUGGCAAGGACCUAAAUUUUCAUUAAGAAGAUCAGCAGAUCUUUUUAAAAUGGCAAAGAAAUUCGGUAUACAAGAUUUAUUACCUCCUUUACCUCGUAAAUUUUAUGAAGAGAAAUAUAAUGAUAAGAAUUGGAUGAGAGGUGUGUUAAGUCAAAAGAAAAGGAAAUGGGAAAGAGAAUUUGAAGAUAAAUUGGAAGUUAGAAAGGAAGCUAUUGCUAAUAUGGAUGAUAUUAUUGUUGCUGCUAGACCAAGUUAUAAGAAACAACUUCAAAAGAGACAAGCCAAACAAAAGACUUGGUAUUAGUCUCCAAAAAACAUUCAUACUUUCAUUUCAUUUCACUUCACGUCAUAAUUAUUGUACAUAGAACAAACCUAAACUCACUUGUGUAUUAAGAAUAUAUAUAUAUAUCUAUCUAUUGAU
Scheffersomyces coipomensis is the source of this 755-nucleotide messenger RNA. RefSeq names its product mitochondrial 54S ribosomal protein mL59. Gene Ontology annotation, cellular component: mitochondrial large ribosomal subunit. Bases 168 to 638 code for a protein of 156 amino acids. The record is from RefSeq and is a predicted model, not a curated record. The transcript has a single exon. Gene Ontology annotation, molecular function: structural constituent of ribosome. NCBI's taxonomy places the organism in Eukaryota, Fungi, Ascomycota, Pichiomycetes, Serinales, Debaryomycetaceae.